AUGAGUAGCUACGCGCUCACGGCGACCCCACCCCACGACCACCUCCACCACGUGACCAACGGCGCCAACAGCAUCGCCAACAGCGGCGGCAACGGCAACUUCUACUACCCGUUCGCCCCCAGCUUCGACAAGCUGCACCACGCCUACCAACAGGCCAACCUCCUUGGCUACAGCGGCAAGCCCAGCUUCUCCGUCACCCACCUGCUGGACAUCAAGAAGAACAGUUGCAGCCUUAACGAUGACCCCGAUGACGAGGAAGGCGAGGAGAGCGACGACAACAUUGACAGUAAACCUUGUAUGAUGAACAUCAGCGGGCAGGGGAAUCCCGGAAAUAUUCAAAACCCGCAUAUGUUCUCCGGAAUGGAAACCGGAAAUUCUCUUUCAAUGGGGCAAAAUCUCCAUCAUUACCAUAACAACAACAAUAAUAAUAAUAAUAAUUCGUCGUAUCCGGAUAUGGGGUCGCAGUCCCCACGGGAUCAUACGGGGAUGCCUAAAGUGACGCCCCCUAGCCCGCGGGGCGGUAGGACGCCGGAGGAGACGCCCAAUAUGUUGAUACACACGGAGAAGUUUCUGCCCGGGGUGAGCAGAGGGGAUAUGAGCGGCCAUGAUGACAACAACAAUGGAAACUUCGUUGACACGGGUUUCAUGACAACUUUCUUGACAAGUUUCAUGAGAAAGUUCUUGAUAAAUUCAUUGGUAGAUUCUUGA
Messenger RNA from Physella acuta, 708 nucleotides. Its product is annotated as hybrid signal transduction histidine kinase D-like. The record is from RefSeq and is a predicted model, not a curated record. Lineage: Eukaryota; Metazoa; Mollusca; Gastropoda; Physidae.